CUCAGUGUUGCAACACCAGUGUUUUAAGUACCUCUACACAUCAUGCCUUUCUGUCCUGCGGCUGAUCUUGUAUUUAUUUCCUGACGGCACAGGACCGCGCGCUUGGCACUGCCGUUCUCCAUCCCCGCUGCUAAUGUGGCAGCAGCCAAAGGGCUGCAAGCGACCGCCGGGGAAAGGAGCCGCGCGGCGAAGCCUGCGGGAUGCACGCAGCUGCAGGGCCGUGACCCAGCUGCGCUCUCCCCGUUCCCAGCCGGGAUUCUCCACCCCGCUGGGUGGGAUCUCUCCGCUCCCCUUAAAGCGCAGCGGGCGGCGGGGCUCGGCUGCCCCACGAGUCGUUCGGAGGGACAGAUAUCGCUGUGAGUGGACGUGACACGGUUCUUGUCGUUCGUUCCAUGGCAGAACUUGAAGCCAGAGAAGCCUGUGCCUGGCUGCGAGCCGCCGGCUUUCCCCAGUAUGCCCAGCUGUUUGAAGAUAUGCAGUUUCCUAUUGACAUAAGGACCGUGAGGAAAGACCAUGAAUUUUUAGAUGGAGAUGCAAUCGAAUCACUGUUCAGACGGCUGAACACGUUGAAUAAGUGUGCAUUGAUGGAAGUGGAAAUAAACUGUCAGAGGAACCAGAGUGACGACUCCGAUGAUGACGAACCUUGUGCAAUAAGUAAUAAAUGGGCGUAUGAGCGAUGCAGCCAGAAAUGGUUUCGCCUUGAGAGCCUGGAAGAUUCCACAGAAGGUGCUGGUGCAUCCCUCCCAGGCAGCCCAAUGCUGAAGAGCACUGGCAAUGAAGACAGAGCCCUUUUGGACCAUGGUGACAAACACGAUGUGUCGUCAAUUCAUAGCACUAGCAGUGGUGACAGCGAUGCUGUUACCUCCCCGAAGUCUUUUGAAGACAUGGAAACCAGCCCGAGUUCCUCCAGUAGAGUCGCUUCACUGGAAUCUGCCUUUAGUUGUUCACCUCCCCCCAGUGAAUGUUUAAAUGCCACCAGUGAGAAGAAGCUUUGGGAUAAGUCACCGUACAAAAAGAGGAAGAGUCUUCUAAAGAAAAUGGAGAAGUUGCACUUAAGGAGCAGCAACUUAAGGAGUGGUCAGUCGAAGGCCAAACCCAUCAUAAGUGAACCUUUCCUUCUGGAAGGACUUAAUGAGGAGAAGAUGAAGAUGCUUAAUUGUGUAAAUAUCGCUGACCUCCCUGGCAUCCAAACGAAGAACAAUUCUUCCUGUUCUCCUCCUAGCUGCAGUAGCAACAAUAAGUUUGAAAGCAGCAGGACGGUGAGCACUGCCCGUCCUCUUAAAAAACCAGAAAGCUGCUGUGAAAGAAAGGAGAGGUGUGCUGAGGACUUGGAGUGUGGCAAAUUACUGCUGUGGAGUGAUGUAUCUCAGAGAAACCUAAACAAUGAAGUAGAGUUACAAACGAACCCGAUGUUUCAAGUACCACACGGCCACAAACCUGGCACUUUCCCCAAAGCCCUUAUGAAAAGUCCCAUCUCUCCAGGAGAUGACUCUCCUGUCAGCUGGAGAACUGGCUGCAGGAGGGGCCAGAGCAGAAGCAGGUCCAAGGACUCCAGAGCCUCCAGCAGCCCCAUCUCGCGCACAGAUAACAGGCUGAGUGUGUAUGACAACAUACCUAAUGUUGAACUUGAUAAGCUGGAGGCAGCAGAAGUUGGAGAUGACGAUGUUUUUUCAGAACUGAACAGUGUUAUAGAAGAUGUCAAGGGUCUCAGAAAGCUGGUUGAUCAGUGGGCGGAGAAGUUCUCAGAUGAUGGGUAUUUGGACUUAUCCAGUGACUUUACGGCUCUGUAUCCGUCCUCACCUACAGAAAUCUGUCUUGACACAGAGCACUCGGAAGUUAAGAAAGUAGCUGUGCUGUCCUCUGAGGGAGAGGACAGCUGUGAGCUGGGAAAGGAGCUCGGCUCUACAGAGCUGCCGUUCAUAACAGACCCUACAAAGACCAACAGGCACAGGAAGCAAAAUGGGUCUGUGGAAGACAGCAGGAAGGUGGAGGGCUUUUCCAUGCAGGCUGAAGGUCCAUCGGCUGCCCAGCUGGCCCGGGCACAGAAGCUGGCAUUGCUGAAACUCACUGCUGUCAUGGACAGAUACUCCCCUUCCAGUAAGCAGGGCUGGAACUGGACUAUACCAAAGUCAAAAAAAAUAAAAGCCUCUGACUACAAGGACAAAAAUGUCUUUGGGGUCCCCUUGCUGCUGAACGUUCAGCGAACAAACCACCCGCUGCCUAUCGGCAUCCUGCAGGCGCUGGAUUAUUUAAGAAGCCACUUUCUCGACCAGGUUGGCCUGUUCCGCAAAUCUGGUGUUAGAUCCAGGAUCCUGUCCUUAAGAGAAAUGAAUGAAACCAGCUCAAACAGUGUGUGCUACGAAGGGCAGUCAGCCUUUGAUGUGGCAGACAUGGUGAAGCAGUAUUUCCGAGACCUACCUGAGCCCAUAUUUACCAGCAGGCUCUGUGAAUCCUUCCUCCACAUCUACCAAUAUGUGCCAAAGGACCAGCAGCUGCAGGCUGUCCAGGCUGCCAUUCUCCUUCUGCCAAAGGAGAACCGAGAAGCCUUGAAAAUUCUCCUGUUCUUCCUACGUGAUGUGGUUGCGUGUGUUGAGGAAAACCAAAUGACCCCAACCAACAUUGCUGUCUGUCUCGCCCCGUCGCUCUUCCACCUCAACACCCUCAGACGGGACAGUUCCUCCUCCUCCACUCGAUCGAGCCAGAGGAAGUGCAGCCUGGGGAAGCCGGACCAGAGGGAGUUGAGCGAGAACCUGGCAGCCACGCAGGGCUUGGCCCACAUGAUAACAGAGUGCAACAGGCUCUUCCAGGCUGACUUCCCAGCUUGACCUUGGCCUUUCCUUGUUAUUAUGGACUUUGCUGGCACUCACUGGACUGGGACUCACACUGGCUGCUAUCACCGAUCCUGAGCCUGCUCUGUUGGCUGCUGCCCCACCUCCCUGGCACACUCAGCACUCCUCAACAAGGAUGUCCCCGAUGAUCUGCACUUGGGGCUGACCCUGUUUUCCACUAUUGUCUGCUGCCACGCUCUCAGGUACUGGGGGAUGGGGUGGCUUGUCCUGCAGCCUUGUCACAACUGAUUCCCAGCCCCCUUAUCCCAGGGAGCCCUUGGUGCAUCCCAUCAUUCAGCUCUGGCGUUUUUUCUUGCACAUAGCUCUUAGCAGUAUGGAGCCCUGCAGCCACUGCCAGGGAGGGGUGUCCUGAUCUCUCUCCUCCUCGCUCUCAGUCCCAGCCCUACUGGAUUGCCCCAGAGCUACCCUUGGGCCAGGAGACAUCCUGCACCUUCCUGCUAUGACUGGUGCACUGUGAGGGGCUGUGACCUUCUGGGAGAGGGGCCUGGUGCUGGCAACUGGGGACAGCAGAGCCAGGGUUGUUCCCUUUCCUGAUGGUGGACCUCUACCUGGAUUGGGACCUGCUCAGCCAGACCCAUGCCUUUUUCACUAGAACACGCCUGACCCUGGCUGCUGUCUCUAACCAGACCCUGCCUGGCUUGGCCUUGUCAUCCACAGCUGGUGCUGGAACUUGUGCUCAGCUGCCAAGCACUGCUCAGGUACUGUGGGAUGGCAAUGGGGCCCUGCUCAGCCUUCUGAGGCAGGACAGUUCUGCCACAGGAUGGGGGCAGCUGUAGGAGGUGAUACUCACAAACAUUUGUAUCAGCAAGCAGGUAAACCAAGUGAGACACCCACUGUCACAGUCCUUGCAGAGGAUGGCACAGGGGAAAUGCCUGUGCCUGCUGCCAGUAGUGUUCAAAGUCCCCUGAGGCCUCAAGCACCUUUGCUGGUUUAUCUCUCCUGCACCUGAGCUCUCCUUUUGCUUUGGGUUUGUUGGAAGGUGCAGUAACAGGGAAAGCAGCAUGGAGUUCCCGUUUUGCCAGCUGUGAGGACUCUGCUAGUAGAACUGCCCUAAGCUUGUGCAGACUUAGCAGAACAGUGUGGCUGCAUGCAUGCAGCUUAGCAGCUGGGCUCUGAGGGCAGGAAACCACUGCUUGGCUGGAUCCUAGUACAGGGCUCUUGCAAGGCAUAGGAAUGUGGAGUGUUCUUGCAGGUGGAUCCCUCAGUGGUCUCCACUGACCUGCUAAGUGUCAAUUCACAGCCUCCUGCUGUUUAAAGCUUUCUCUGAGAGGGGUUGGAGUCAGGGUGCCCCAGCAGGGGUAAUGCAGCGAUGCCAUGUGAGCCUUGCAUAGCACCCCUGAUCCCACUCAGUCUCUUGCUCAUUAUCUUUUCCUUCCCCAUCCACAGAUCAAGCCAGAGAAGAGCUUGACCUCUUCUGCAGCUACAAGUGUGCAGCCCUAUCAGUUCACUAACACCUUCCAUGCAGUGAGCACCCUGAGCACCCACCCCGCACUGAGUUGAGGGCAGUGAAAGGCACCAUCGAACAUCAGGUGCACCUUGCAGAUGCCUUGUAUUUCUUAUUUCUCAAACUCCAGGAUAAAGAGUAGAGCCAUGGGGAUUCAGUUCCUGUGACCAGAAAUGCUCUGAGCUGUGCCCACAGCACCCGCUGCUGCCUCUGGACCU
Molecule: messenger RNA, 4511 nt
Organism: Phasianus colchicus (ring-necked pheasant)
Lineage: Eukaryota; Metazoa; Chordata; Aves; Galliformes; Phasianidae
Product: rho GTPase-activating protein 7-like
Biological process (GO): actin cytoskeleton organization; signal transduction; regulation of Rho protein signal transduction
Molecular function (GO): GTPase activator activity; protein binding
Source: RefSeq, a predicted model, not a curated record